Hyalella azteca is the source of this 6306-nucleotide messenger RNA. RefSeq names its product phosphatidylinositol 4-phosphate 3-kinase C2 domain-containing subunit alpha (gene Pi3K68D). Lineage: Eukaryota; Metazoa; Arthropoda; Malacostraca; Amphipoda; Hyalellidae. Gene Ontology annotation, molecular function: phosphatidylinositol binding; 1-phosphatidylinositol-3-kinase activity; 1-phosphatidylinositol-4-phosphate 3-kinase activity. Gene Ontology annotation, biological process: phosphatidylinositol-3-phosphate biosynthetic process; phosphatidylinositol 3-kinase/protein kinase B signal transduction; phosphatidylinositol-mediated signaling. Gene Ontology annotation, cellular component: cytoplasm; plasma membrane; phosphatidylinositol 3-kinase complex. The transcript has 25 exons. Bases 159 to 5630 code for a protein of 1823 amino acids. The record is from RefSeq and is a predicted model, not a curated record.
AGUUUUUGCCAAUUUGGUUGCACACUGUUAUGGCAUGCCCAGCUGCAUGUUAAUUUUGUUAGUGUUAAAUAAUUAGUGUGAUAAUGUUAUGGGAUAGGAUUACAUACAUAUUUAGCUGGUAUUACAUAAGUUAGUUGAAUAUAUCAGAACUUGUUGCAAUGGCAGAUGGUGCGCCACCACCACUGCCUCCUAAGCAAAAAAGUGGAGCGUCUUCAAGUCACAGACAGAACAUGAAUAAUAAUGGCACAUCUCAGCAUGUGUACUCAUCAGAAGAGAAGGCACAAGCCUUGCUCGAGGAAGAACAAGCAUUUCAGCGCAUCAAGCAACAAAAGGAACAGCAACAGAAAAACAUUUCGCGCUCGUUCUCGGCUGGUGCAAAUGACUGCACAAGGCCGCAAUAUGGCAGCAACAGUCAGCUGUCCACAAAGCCUGCUAUAACCACUGCCUCCAUCACCCCUCCACCUGUUUUGCCUCGCUCUAAUAGAAACUUGAAUAUCACUGUCACUGCUACUAAUGCUGAGCCAAACUCAGAAAUAGAAGAUUUAAUGAGCUUUCAAAGCCCAGAAAAACCCAAAAAUGAUAUAUUUGAAAUGAUUCAAAAUUUGAACGCUAAUCUCCAUAGAUCUCUCGUACCUGUGAGUAGUACAACUAUGGGUCCAGCUAAUCAAGGUUACCAGACUGCCUUACUCCCAGGUGCCUUCAAUCACUCUAAUGUGCAUGGUGCUGCUGGCUUAUCAAAUAAAAAUUUAACUCCAAUGAACGCUCAAGAAAUGAAUUCAAAUAUGAUGCGUGCUCCGCCUCCUAUUCCUAGUAGAAAUGCAGUUUUUGAUCCAAGUAGAGUUAGUUUAUUCGUGAAUCAGAUGAAUCAAACGUCGAGUAUUGGAAAUUCUUUCCCAUCCAAUGCAUCCAUUUCAUCCUCUUUUGGUUAUACUGGUGGAACUUCUCCGAUAACUGCUACGAUUCCCUCAUCUUCUUAUGGCUGUACUGGUGGAAUUUCUUCUCCAGCCAAUUUUCCAAUUUCAUUAUCCACUGGUACUGGUACAAUUUCUUCCCCAGUGAGUGCUAUUAAUCUCCUUUCUCAUAACGCUCAUGGGUGUUCUUCUUUUAGUACUACUUCUUAUAUAAACUCCACCAACUUUCCCUUCAACGGAAACUUUCAUUCAGUUCCUUUCACUUGCAAACCUAACAUUCCUCUGAUUAUUCCUGCCAAAACUUUGCCUCCUCCUGAGCUCAGCCUUGCUACCGUGUCCAUCGCAACUUCUACGUCAGGCAUUACUACCCCUACUUCGGUGACAACUGUGACGACAUCAUCAGUAUUAGCAGCGGCUCCGUCUAUCAAACAAAAACGAACAAGUAAACGAUCAGGAGAUUUGAUGGAAUUCGUUAGCAGUCCCCCUCGUACCGUUUCAUCUCAUCGCGAUGUUAAUAGCGUUCUUUUUGACUUCGAUCCUCUCGUGGACCGUGGCUUUAGCUCGUGUGACUCAAGUCAGGCUGUGAAAAGACUUAGCACUAACUCUACCAUCCCCGAAGACGAUUCAUUUUCUAGGAAAGUUCAGGGUGUUGUGGUUUUGAGCUACGAAGCUUCAGAAAUGCUUCGUUUUAAAGAGAUGAACAUACGUUCGGUAGGUGACGAUGAAGCAAGCAAUUACUACGAACACGUUGACCCUUUUGAAUAUAUGAGACCUGAUGGAAGCUGUCGCUCUGACCCUGUUUACGAUGCGUAUGACGGGCUAAGGAGCCCUACGAAUGUGACCGGUGACACUUUCGACGUUCCUCCGCCUAUACCACCACGAGCUUCCUCUCCAGGAGAUGCCACUCCUGCUGCUGUUUCUGAUGAGCCCCUGGCGAGAACUUCAGGCGUUCGUAAAUGCCCUCUUAAGCGAAAGCAGUCUAUAGUGGACGGGCAGUGGACGCAUGGCGUGAUCACACUCAGCAAGACGGACUCGCUGAAGGCGGAUGACGAAGCUGUGGACUUUUGGAACUCCAUCAAGCAGAUGAGAGAACACUAUGGCCAUGAAGACAUUCUGGGCAACCCUGGUCUACUGCACAGCGCGUGUCUCGAUGGCCUCGUGAGCUCGUCUCUCAGCGUCAAACUUCAGAUAUUUUACAGCGAUCGCGACCCUAUUGUCUUCUGCUCCAACUUGGACGCCAACGUGGAGCACAUUGUGAUGCAGGCUCUCGUGUCCUUGGAUCUCUCCGAAAGUUCCUCCAAUUUCCUGCUCAAAGUACGUGGAGUAGAAGAAUAUUUAUGUGGCCUGACGACGCUGGGUGAGAGCGUGUACGUGCACGGGUGUGUCAAGUACGACAACGACGUGUUGUUCACACUCGUACGUGCCCAGGACGUGCCCAAACCCUACCUUAGAACCGCUGCUGAUGAUGAGCGGGUGGCAUCACUGGCGGUUGAGUCGUUGCUGUCAGCCGGCGGUACGCAGGUGCUACACUACGACCGUCUGCACAUCGCUAUUGAGCAAUUCGAGCGUGAGCUGCAGAACCUUCAGAAGAGCGGCUUCCUGCUGGCGGGCGGCACACCCUUGCAGGACCUGCCCUCCGCCAUGCGAUCGUCCAACGUCACCCAGGGAGUUCUGGACGGUGAAGACAUGACGUGUCUGGGGGAGGCGCCCUCCAGUGGAGGAGGUAACCUCAUCACAGGCAGCGAGGACGCUGAUCCUGAGCUGCUCAAAGGGCGUCUCAGGGACGCCACCAGCAGGCUGUGCAGCGCCCUUACGUCCUUCCUCAGGAUGUAUUCCCGCGCCUUCAGGGUCGACUUCUAUGUGCCUCGCGUCGUCGAGUUAUCUGCGGAGCCCGUGGACAGUCGUACGGUGCGUGAUCAGAUGAGCGUACGUGUACGUGGAUUGCACCGUCUGAGCAGCACGUGGCGGUACGACGAAUACUUCGUAGAGGCGCAGCUGUACCACGGCUCCCGGUGCAUUGGAGAGGCUCAGCUGUCGCCUAAAGCGAGGCCUACUGUUGGCCUACGCUGCUAUCCGCUAGUGCCUUUCAACUUUACCUUGGACAUCAUGGCCCGGGUAAACAUCCUGCCACUAGAGAGCCGGCUGGUGCUGACAGUGUUUGGUCUGCGUCAGCUCACCAACGCUGACGGUGACGCACCGCGCUACAUCAGGGAGGAGGUGGGGUGGACCGCCCUCCAGUGCUACUCCUUCGACAGUUGUCCGCUGCUGUGCGUGGAGCUACCAGAAUACGACAGCGAAGUUGUCUUCCCUGAAGUCACUCCGCUACCUCCUCAGCUUCUGAACUUCGCUGACCUCGACAUCAACACUCAACAGCAACUCAAAGACAUCUGUGAACGUGAUAUCUUCACUUUCAACAGGAGUUCAGCUGACGAGCGGGAGGUGCUGUGGGAGAAACGGCACUACCUUCACCACGAACCCCACGCUUUAGCCAAGGUGCUGCUAGCCGCACACUCCUGGGACGCGUCAUGUCUGCCAGACCUGCACAGCCUGCUGCGUGACUGGUGCACCCUCACCCCUGCCCACGCCCUCCCUCUACUGCUGCCUAGGUCAGAGGGUACAAAUAUGAGUGGAUCGCAGGGUUCGUGCGUACAAGACGCGCGCUACAGACGCCGGCUGAUGCUCAUCACCCGCGCGUUGCUGGUCAUCUGCGGCAGCAACCUGGAGAACAGACUUCUGCAGCAGGAGGCCCUGUUGCGGAGUUUGUACGAGACAGCGAUGCGCAUCAAAGACACCAAAGACUCCAUGAAGAUGACCGUGCUGGGGCAGGAGCUCAGUGUCAUCAACGACAUGCUCAACAACCGCUGUACGUCGCUGCCGUUGUCACCGUCCCUCGCAGUGUCGUGCCUAGAGGUUCAGUUCUGCUCGUACUACAACAGCUUCACCAUCCCCCUGCGUCUUGCCUUCAGGAGCGUCGAGCCUGGCACCAGCAACAUCCACGCUAUAUUUAAGGUUGGAGACGACCUGAGACAAGACAUGCUGGUCAUCCAGAUGAUCAGACUCAUGGACAGACUGUGGCUGAAGGCAGGACUUGAUCUCAAGAUCGUCACCUUCAACGUCGUGCCUACGGGGUACCGGUCUGGUAUCAUCGAGCUUGUGAAAGAAGCAGAAACACUUCGGAAGAUCCAGACGGAGUACGGCGUAACAGGCGUGUUCAAAGACCGACCUAUAGCCGAGUGGCUUGCAAAACAAAACACGUCUGCUUUGGAAUACCAGCGAGCUGUUGAAAACUUUACUGCAUCUUGUGCUGGAUACUGUGUUGCUACGUACAUCUUAGGCAUUUGUGACAGACAUAACGAUAAUAUUAUGCUCAAAACAACCGGUCAUCUUUUCCAUAUCGACUUUGGAAAGUUUUUGGGCGAUGCACAAAAGUUCGGUAACAUCAAAAGAGAUCGAACGCCCUUCGUGCUCACAGCCGACAUGGCCUAUGUCAUCAAUGGGGGUGACAAACCUUCUGACAAGUUCCACAGAUUUGUUGAUCUUUGUUGUCAAGCUUUCAACAUUAUACGCACCAACGGACACUUGCUGCUCUAUCUCUUUGCCCUGAUGGCGAGCAGCGGUGUGGGCGGCGUGUCGUGGGGCUCUGUGAUGUUCGUGCAGAAGGCGCUACAGCAGGACCACAGCCCGCAAGAAGCUGGCGCCUUCUUUGCCAGGAUGAUACAAGAUUCUCUUAAGUCUUGGUUCACUCAGGUGAACUUCUUCAUCCACAACCUGGCACAACUCCGGUACUCCGUGAACGAUCCGAGCAGCCCUGAAGUGGUAGACCCAGGGUGUGGACAGUUGUUGUCAUUUAUACCUCGCAUCUACACCAUGGCAGACGAUGGUCGUAUCGGCCGAGUGUCUGUGUACAAUUUCCAGAAACGUUACGACCCAAACAAGUUCUACGUCUACAUCUUGAGAGUGGACAGACUCAACCAUAGGGAACCUUCGUACCUCUUCCGAUCCUGGAAGGAGUUCACUGAGUUCCAUGCGCGGCUUUGUCUGCUCUUCCCUUUUGUGCCACUACACAGCCUGCCCCGCGGAGUGCUGAUGGGUCGGUCAGAAGUGAGUGUUGUCACUCGUCGCCGCAUGACGUGCAUCGAAAAUUUUCUGAAGCAACUUUUCUCCCUGGAAGACGAGGUCGCUCAUUCAGACAUCGUCUACACGUUCUUGCACCCGCUACUCCGGGACCAGGAAGACACCGACAUCCAUAUCACCAAACUAAAGAAGCCUGAGAUUUCGCUGGCUCCAUUGGACGACCCGAGCAGCAUAGGACGUGGUCAAGUCAAAGUGAACUUGCAGUACCAGCGAGGCCAGCUACAGAUAAUGGUUCAGUUCGCUCGCAAACUUGCUCUUCUUGGUACCAUUGAACCUUCUCCCUACGCCAAGCUCUACCUACUACCAGAUCCAGCCAAGCUCACCAAGCGUAAAACGAGAGUCUGUAAAAAGACAUGUCAUCCCACCUUCAUGGAACAGAUAACCUAUCGCAUGACCCUGGACGUGGUGCAGCAACGGACCCUGGAGAUCUCCAUCUGGAGUGAAGACAUGCUGAGGGAAAACACCUACCUUGGCUCCUGCUACCUCCCCCUCUCUGGUCUGCAACGAGAUCAAGAGAUAUCUGAGUGGCUCUCACUCGAACACAACAUCCGAACUGCCAGAGACCAUGUACUCUAUUCAACGUAGUGAGCUACUUCACAUAGUCUACGUCUCUCACUCGAACACAACAUCCGUACUGCUGGAACACAACAUCCGAACUGCCAGAGACCAUGUACUCUAUUCAACGUAGAGAGCUACCUACUUCACAUAGUCUACGACUGUUGCUCGAACACAACAUCCGUACUGCUCGAACACAACAUCAGAACUGCCAGAGACCAUGUACUCUAUUCAACGUAGUGAGCUACUUCACAUAGUCUACGACUGUUGCUCUAACACAACAUCAGAACUGCCAGAGACCAUGUACUCUAUUCAACAUAGUGAGCUACUUCACAUAGUCUAUGACUGUUGCUCGAACACAACAUCUGUACUGCCAGAGACCAUGUACUCUAUUCAACGUAGAGAGAUACUUCACUUAGUCUAUGACUGUUGCUCGAACACAACAUCCGUACUGCCAGAGACCAUGUACUCUAUUCUACGUAGUGAGCUACUUCACAUAGUCCUAUGACUGUUGCUCGAACAUAAUAUCCGUACUGCUCGAACCCAACAUCCAAACUGCCAGAGACCAUGUACUCUAUUCAACGUAGAGAGCUACUUCACAUAGUCUAUGACUUGCUCGAACACAACAUCCGUACUGCCAGAGACCAUGUACUCUAUUCAACGUAGUGAGCUACCUACUUCACAUAGUCUAUGACUGUUGCUCGAA